This is a messenger RNA of Hermetia illucens (black soldier fly), 442 nucleotides long. RefSeq lists its product as uncharacterized. Lineage: Eukaryota; Metazoa; Arthropoda; Insecta; Diptera; Stratiomyidae. The record is from RefSeq and is a predicted model, not a curated record. The transcript has 2 exons. The coding region runs from base 149 to 373 and encodes 74 amino acids.
AACAGGUGUUAGUCAAAAAGUGUCAAGAAAAUGUUUUCAAAAUUAUUUGUGAAAUAUCUGUUUCCAAAGUUUUCAAACAAACACAAUUCUGAUUUAUCACAUACAAAAGUUUACUAAGCCUUGAUUUCAUGGUCUAAUUUAUUCAUAUAUGGAUUCGAAGUUUGGACAAGUUUUUUUAUUUCUGACAAAUUUAGCGUGGAAGUCUCGCAUAACAAUUCCGCUUGUUUUAACAACAGUUUUAAUGGCAGCUGGAAUUCGAUUGCAAAUUGACAUAAAUAUUCAAACUGCGAGUAUUGAAGAUUUCAAUGAUUUCGAAGAGGAUUCCGAGGACGACUGGGAAACAGCAGAAUCUGAGAGUGAAACUCAAGAAUGAGUCCAUUUUUUGAAGAAUUACAUUCCUAUGUAUGUUUAUAAGCAAAUUAAAAUUCAAGCUGCGAAAGUA